Molecule: messenger RNA, 1257 nt
Organism: Metschnikowia bicuspidata var. bicuspidata NRRL YB-4993
Lineage: Eukaryota; Fungi; Ascomycota; Pichiomycetes; Serinales; Metschnikowiaceae
Exons: 1
Coding region: 1-1257 (418 amino acids)
Molecular function (GO): nucleotide binding
Source: RefSeq, a predicted model, not a curated record
AUGAUCCCAGUCUCUGUUGUCGUGAUAGGUGCCGGGCUUAUAGGCCCGCGGCACGCAGAACUGGUAUUGAAAAACAGCAACUGCUCUCUUUUUGCAAUAGUCGACCGUUCUGCCAAAGGCCCCUCUAUAGCCAGCUCGUGUGGCACUUUGCAUUUCCAAAGCAUCCACGAUAUGCUUGAGUUUUGCGACAAUCAUGAUGCCAAUUACCCAGAUGCUGCUGUUGUCUGUACACCGAAUGACUCUCAUGCAGAAAUCACGGUCGUUUUGGCUGAAAAGGGUAUACAUGUACUUGUGGAAAAGCCCAUGGCUUCCUCAGCAGUGGACUGUAUCAAAAUGAUUGACGUCUGCGAGAAAAAUAAUGUGAAGCUCUUGAUAGGCCAUCACCGCAGAUUCAAUCCCUACAUUUCUGCGACCAAAUCCCACAUGCAUCGAAUCGGAUCGCCGGUGGCCGUCCAGGGUGUAUGGGCUUUGAAGAAACAUCAGGCGUACUUUGACGAAAAGGCAUGGCGCCGCUCCCGCUUUCUGGGCGGAGGGGCCAUCUUGAUCAAUUUGAUUCAUGAUUUAGAUUUAUUGCAGUAUCUUCUUGGCCCGGUGAUACGUGUUUAUGCCGAGCUCAUGCCACGCCAAAGACAGGCAGAAGGAAAAGACAAUCACGUGGAUGAGGGGGCGGUACUCACGCUUCGUUUUGCAAAUGGCUGUUGUGGCACAUUUUUGUGUUCUGAUAACGUGACCUCGCCUUAUAGUUUCGAAGCAGGAACAGGCGAGAACCCGUUGAUUCCAAUGCAUCCUGAUGUAGCGGGGUUUUAUCGUAUUUUUGGAAGCAGUGGCACUCUUUCGGUGCCAGACUUAACUUUAUACCAUCAAGACAAUUUCUCUCUGAGAGAGAAUUCGUGGUGGAAUCCUAUUCAAUCGGAGUCUUUGGGAGGCGUGUAUCAGGAAAACGAUUGUAUGUACGUGGAUGAUUUUUCUGCCAUAACUCCGCCGUCAUCUUUUGAAGAAAAAGAAGCCAAUUUCGGGCCAGCCACGCAGAAAUUGCCUAAGCCGUUUGAUCUCCAGUUGGGUCAUUUUAUCAAUUUGAUUACUGGAGCAGAAACUGACGUGAAAUGCUCAGGAUAUGACGCCUUGCAAUCUAUGCUUUGUAUUGAGGCUGUCACGAGGAGCAUUAACCAAGGAAUAGCACAAACCAUUCAAACGGCUGAGGAGUUAAGAGCAGGAUUUCAGGGACAUGAAUCCCAUCAACAGCCUUUUUUUACAUGA